Messenger RNA from Callorhinchus milii (elephant shark), 3414 nucleotides. RefSeq names its product transmembrane protein with EGF-like and two follistatin-like domains 2a (gene tmeff2a). Gene Ontology annotation, molecular function: protein binding. The coding region runs from base 207 to 1313 and encodes 368 amino acids. NCBI's taxonomy places the organism in Eukaryota, Metazoa, Chordata, Chondrichthyes, Chimaeriformes, Callorhinchidae. The transcript is spliced from 10 exons. The record is from RefSeq and is a predicted model, not a curated record.
CUUCCUCCUCUGUCUCCCUCCCUCCCCCCAGCAACCAACCGGGCUCUAAUGGAAGGCUGCUUUCUGGGAUCCUAAGGCUUCUUCGCUCUCCAUCCUCAUGUGGUGUGGUUCGGCGCAGGAUGUGUGAUGUGCCCUGUGUAAGAUGGUGGUGUCGGGGAGCCCAGGAUUAAGCAGAGCCAGAGGGUUGCGAUCGGCGAGCAGUAGUCAUGGUGGAGGUCCAUCAGCGAUGCUGGACACUUCUUAAUUACCUGAGCGUUGUGCUGUUUCCAGCGAUGCUAACGUUUUCCACGCUACCUGUUAAACUCUCGGCUUUUCCUGCCUCCUUGAGUGACUGUCAAACACCCACUGGCUGGAACUGCUCCGGUUUUGAUGACAGGGAACACGACUUGUUCCUCUGCGACACGAAUACGUGUCAGUUUGGAGGGGAAUGUUUGCGGAUCGGACAGACUAUAACCUGCGACUGUCAAUUCAAGUGCAACACAGACUAUGUGCCGAUGUGCGGCUCCAACGGGAACACCUACGAGAAUGAGUGUUACCUGCGCCAGGCCGCCUGCAAACAGCAGAGUGAGAUCAAGCUGCUGGGAGAGGGCUCCUGCACUCACGAUAUGGGAUCAGGUUCUGGGGAUGGAGGAAACGAAGGUUCGGGAGAAACUAUUCAGAAGAAAACCUCCUCCUGUGAUAUCUGCCAGUUUGGGGCAGAGUGCGAUGAGGAUGCAGAAGAUGUUUGGUGUGUUUGCAACAUUGACUGUUCCCGCAUCAGCUUCAACCAGGUUUGUGCUUCUGAUGGCAAAUCCUACAAUAACCCCUGCCAGGUUAAGGAUGCAUCCUGCCAGACUCAGGAGUUCAUAGAAGUAAAGCAUUUGGGACGAUGUCCAGAGAAUGUGACCGUAAGUACAAAAAGUGAAGAUGUGCUAUUUGCAAGGACCGAUUACACAGAAGAGACUGCAAAUAAACUAGAAGAAACUGCUCGAUUUACCCCUUGUCCUAAACCUCUUGCUACUUAUUGUCUUCAUGGAAAAUGUGAAUACGGGAUUCAUAAGCAGGAGCCAAUAUGCAGAUGCGAAGCAGAUUUUAAGGGACCACGCUGUGAACAAAGGGAGUUUAAUGUUUUGUACGUAGUUCCUGGAGCUGGAAAAUUUCAGUAUGUCUUAAUAGCAUCCAUCAUUGGAGGUGUGCAGGUGGCCAUCAUUUUAGUCGUAGUUCUUUGCAUAACAAGAAAAUGUCCUAGGGGCAACAGAAUUCAAAGACAGAAACAAAACUCAAUACAUUACAGUUCCGACAACACAACAAGAGCAUCCACAAGAUUAAUUUAAAAGGUGCAUGACUGUACAGCUGCAAAAAUAAUUACACAAAGCUCGGACUACUGAUUAAUCAUACAAAAUGGAAUUACACAUGUUGCCUUGCAUUUGUGGUAUACUACACCAAUGAAUACACAUACUACAGCUAUAUUUGACUAUGUCUGGAUUAUAUUUCAAACAGUAUAUGCUGUCUCAAUGUGAUUUUUUCCGUAAUAAAAAAACUUAAAUGGUUAACUAAAUCACAAUAUUGAUUUCCUUUGCACAACUAUGGAAAAACAAAAGCCGGACUAAUGAAAAAUAAAUAUUUCUGUGAUGUUUAGGAAUUUUUUAAAGAUGAGACGUACUUUGCAUUAUUUUUUUAAAAGGCAAGCAAUUUGUAAUCUUCAGUCAGGCACGACAUUGCGUUAAAAGUAUAGAGAGUGAGGAGUUUGUGUUUGUGGCUGAAAAUUCAUUCCUGCAGAGCUAUGAGUUUGUGACUAGCGAGGUUCUAACAAUGAGUGAUUCUUUUAGUUACUUGUUACCACUGUGGCUGCUGUAAUAGUCCAGUAGUAAGACCAGAAGGCUUGGAAAUGUUCAGGUACUGUAAAUAGAAUGCUAUUUAUCCUCUAUUAUACUAUACAUGUCAGUGGAACAAAAAUCACAGUUAACAAGGCUCUCUCAAUUUAGAUUGCCAAGCGAUAGGGAGAAAGUACAGUAAUAAGAGUCAUCAGCAGGCUUUCCGAUUUUAUAUUAUGUGUUUUGUGCACUUGAAUAAUUCAAAGAUCACCUUUUAUAUGAACAGUAAAACAGGCAUUAUGAGCCACUGGAAUCAGUGAGUUAGAGGUCACCCAGGAAACUUAGCUGCCAAUGAGACUAGAAACGUCCAAUUGGCCAGGAUGGGGAUCCGUGGGGAAUCACACACCUAGUUACUGGGAUUGAAAGAGAACAAGUGGGACAUUUUGUUCCCUAUGAUGUUGAUUCCCAUUUGGAAUAUCCAUUUCCAAUACUAGCAUUACAGAACAAAUUGACAGAAAUAACUGCAGCAAUAGACCAUUUGCAAUUGUUUUUUAUACAUCAACUAUUGCACUUGUAUUCCCUGAAGUGCAUCUUCCCUGCAUAGCUUCGUCCUCGGGCUGAGCUGUCGUCUAGGCUACAGAACUGGAGAUAUAGGUCACAUCCUUGGGACUCUAUUGCAAUCCAACUAGACUAGAUCUAGGUCACAGCCCGGCCCCAGUGAUGUGAUAGAAGUGCAACUGAGUGAGAGUGAGCACGGGGCAUCCCUCCAAUAUUGAGAAUCCACGUCACCCUCACUGUGAGAGUUGAAUAUCACUCUUACAGUGCCAAUUGCUGUGACCAGAGCUUAAGCACUUACUCUGAAUCCUCUGCUAGGCUUCCAAAUUCUUGUUAGGUAUGAAAAGGCUCCCAACUCUGGAACACUGGGUAACAUAUCAGACUGCUGCCUGUAACAACAAAGCCCCCAAGUAUUUAUUACAGACAUCACCACCAAGGAAACCAAGACUAACAUGUUGGAACGUAGAGAUUUAUCAUCUUUACCAUGAUCCUUCCACCUAACUGCGAGUCUAAUAUGUGUCUUAGAGGUGCACAACACCGGAAUCCAUUGCACAGUUCUGUAUUUCAUACGGUACAACAGCAGAGUUAUUGAUGGUCCAAGAUACUUGGAGAAAUCUUAAGCCAGAGUUCUCAUUGGUGUGUGUGCAUUUCCAGACCAUUUCUGACACUGGGCAUAAUUCCAAGAUCGAAUUCAAACAUGUAUGAUUCUUGUACAACAUGUAAUUUAAUCUCCUGAAUUUCAAAGAGCAUUACAAUGUUGUAUGUAAACCUAGAAGAGAAAAGCAGCAUGUGGCAUUAUACAAUUUUGAUAUAAACUGCUGUAUAAUGUCCACACUUAGGUGUACAAUCUUGUAAUGUUUACUGCUGGUGCAACUUUAUCACAGUAUAAAUGGUGAUACAGACCAGCAAAUCAUUCAUAGACACACAUGGUUUAUUCUUCAAAGCUGGCGGUCCUGACCAGUCACUAAUAUGUUUCUAAGCUGCACCUUUCCGUUUGUCUGUGUAUUGCUGUAUAUGUAAUGGUGUCAAAUAACAAGUGUGAAUAAAGAAUUGCCUUGAAAUCUUA